Molecule: messenger RNA, 1139 nt
Organism: Pelmatolapia mariae (spotted tilapia)
Lineage: Eukaryota; Metazoa; Chordata; Actinopteri; Cichliformes; Cichlidae
Gene: mrpl4
Product: mitochondrial ribosomal protein L4
Exons: 9
Coding region: 131-1039 (302 amino acids)
Biological process (GO): translation
Cellular component (GO): ribosome
Molecular function (GO): structural constituent of ribosome
Source: RefSeq, a predicted model, not a curated record
AAGCACGCCACACGGAAAAGCGUCCUCGACCUUUGAUGUAGCCUGUCAUCCCCCUUAUCAUGUUGUUUUCAAAUUAUUUAAGAGCAGUUUAACAGUGUAAGCUUGUAGAACAAACAAAAAAACAGCCGAAAUGCUUCGAUUUUCCUUCAUAUUUCGUGGCAGAGGAGUCGCUAAAAGGUUCGUUUCCUCGUUCUCUAAUGAGAGCGCUCUGCCUCCAAACUUACUGCUGCCCACCAACCUCGUGGAUCCUGACAGAUUAAAGCGUCCACCACCUCCUGCAGACUCCUCUCUGCCUCUUCUGAGGAAGUGUGAUGCUGCAGUUCCUGCUCACUUGACCCCUGUGCAGACCUGGGUGGAGUCUAUGGAGAGACAGGACAGCGAGCCGUUGGGUGUGGCUCAACUUCACCCUGAUGUGUUUGCAGUUCCUCCGAGGCUUGAUAUUCUACACAGUGUUGAAACAUGGCAGAGAAAUUACAAAAGGAUUAGUCACGCCCACACCAAAGUCAGGUCAGAGGUCAGCGGUGGAGGCAGGAAACCCUGGAAACAGAAAGGAAGUGGACGAGCUCGGCAUGGAAGCAUCCGAUCACCCAUAUGGAGAGGAGGUGGGGUGGCUCAUGGACCCAGAGGUCCCACCAGUUACUACUACAUGUUACCCAUGAAAGUCCGAGUGCAAGGACUCAAAGUGGCGCUGAGCUCCAAGAUGGCUCAGGAUGAUCUUCACAUUGUGGACUCCCUGAACAUCCCCACACCAGACUCUCAGUACCUGCUUGACCUCAUCAGACACAGACACUGGGGAGAGUCUGUGUUAAUAGUGGAUGUAGGUGAAGACUUUUCUGAAAACAUCCUUCAGGCCACGGCAAACUUGAAGACAGUGAACAUCAUUCCAGCAAUCGGUCUGAAUGUCCACAGCAUGCUGAAACAUGAAGCCAUCGUCCUCACUUUGGAAACUGUUAAGUUUCUGGAGGAUAAGCUGCUCUGGCACGAUGAGCGUUACACACCUCUCUACCCGUUUAAACUACCCUACUCUGACUUUCCUUAAAACAGAUUGCCUGUAAUGUAUUAACAUAAGUCACAUUAUCUUUGUUUUUAUUGUUUGUAACAAGAGAGUCAUAACUCGAAUAAUAAAAAAUACAAAAGUU